AGGAAAGCUACACUACCUUUCAAAAGUUACUGUUAAUUUAGUCAGUUACAAACGUAUCAAAAGUUAGUUAAAUAAAGUGACAAAAGUUAAAAUGUUUACGCACACUGUAGACUGCUGAUGUACCUGAGAGAGAAAAUAGAUUUCUCAGUAAAUUAUCUAAUUUUCAGACGUAAGGGAAAAAAAAAUAUUUUACAGCUUGUUUUGGAGAGCAUCACCGUUAUAUAUAAGGACAGUAGAAUAAAAAAAAUAUGGAAUUAAUAUUUAUAAAUGAGCAAUUUAUAAAUGUAGUUAGCAUUGGCUAACAAAAUGUUUCAAAUAGGCUAUUAUCAUUGAUUUAAAUAUUAUUUUUAUUUUUAAUUUUAAGCUAAAACUUGUUUCAAGACAUUACAAACCAAACAUUAUUUAAAUUGUAAUAACAUUUCAGAAUACAGUUUUUACAGUGUUUUAGUGGAAUUUGUGCAGCCUUGAUUUAUUUAUUUUUUUUUAAAUAAUUUUUAUUAGCAAUUUUAAAAAAAAAUCUUACUCACUUGAGCUUUUAAACAGUAAUGUACGUUGACCUCUAAAUAAAAAUGCAUCUACUUUUUUACCAGUUAGUGCAGCGUUUAAGUUCAGGGUUGCCCAGAUGUCCAAAAUUGUUUUCAAAAUGUCCUAAAAUUUGUGAGAAGUUAAUAAUAUAAUAAUAACCUGAUAUAAGCAGAAUUCCAGUGACCGAAGUCCCCAGCAGGUCGGAGUGUAAAGUAUACUGCCAUCUUUAAAGGGAGAUGGCCUUUUUACGUAUUCCUUUGGAUAAUGUUUUUAAAAAGCUGUUCCUCUGACCUUAAUCCUGUUUUUUAAAGAGUACAAUAGUUGGGAGGCUCGAGCCUGAGAUGAUAUAAACUUUUUUUCGGUUACGGUCGUUCGGAAGCAUUUAUCUCAAUUUAACAGCUUACUGACUUCAAACCCAAAAACUGCCACUAGUGUAGGAGUCCUUUGAGGAUUACUGAAAAAUGUGUCACCCUCACAUUUUCACUCCAUUUCACAGAGAGACAGAAGAUGCACGUAGUACGAUCCUUCCGGCCUCCUUGAACGUCUGGAGUGACUCAGAGGAGAACGCUGGCCUCCCACUCGCAUCUCAUUCAGGUCAUGACAGACCAGCCAUGAAGAAGAAUCCCACUCAAAGUCCCAAGGUCGCAUCCGCAUGCUUUGACCAUGGACGCCGUCAACUGCUCAUCCGUGGAUCUCUCUGAUGUUCUAGCGAGCAAGAUGAGUCCCAGUAAGAUCCUCCUCUCCCUGACUCUCUCCUUCUUAGCUGUGGCAACCACCGCCAUCAACUCCCUGGUCAUCACUGCUAUCCUGAUCACCCGCAAACUCCACCAACCGGCCAACUACCUCAUCUGCUCUCUGGCGGUGACUGACCUCCUAGUGGCCGUUCUGGUGAUGCCCGUCAGCAUUGUGUACAUAGCAGAAGAGACGUGGGUUCUCGGGCCGAUCGUGUGUCACCUUUGGUUGGGUGUCGACGUUACGUGCUGCACCUGCUCAAUUUUACACCUAGCCGCCAUCGCGCUCGAUCGAUACCGCGCCAUUACCGAUGCCGUGGCCUAUUCCCAGAAACGCACUUACAAAAGAGCAAUCGUAACCAUUUUGGCACUGUGGAUACUGUCUGUGCUGGUGUCUCUACCACCUUUAGUGUGGAGGAAAUUCCCUGUGGAACACAAAGAUGGGGAGAGGGAAGUCAUGGACUGCUUGAUUGAGCACGACCAUGUGGCUUUCACCGUCUACUCCACUUUCGGAGCUUUCUAUAUUCCACUGACCCUCAUUUUGGUUCUUUACUACAAGAUCUACAAGGCGGCGGAGACGCUGCGUAACCGUCGAGGGAGCAGUAGAUUGGUCAAACAGACAGUGAGGAGCGUCAUGCUUCCCGGAAUGAGCUCCGAUAAAGACAUCGCCCUCAGUCACGAAACAUUCUGCCCAGUCGAGAAGUCAUUUUCCGAUCCGUCGACAGAUGGAGAAAGGGUGCGCAUUACUUCUUCAUCGGGUAAUCUCAUCAAGGUCCGCAGGAACCCAGGGGCCAGGGAGAGACGGGCCGCUUUUACGUUAGGACUAAUCCUGGGAGCCUUCGUGGUUUGUUGGUUGCCGUUCUUCCUGAAGGAGGUGAUUGUGAAUAUUUGCCCGAACUGCAGCACUUCCGCUGUGCUCGCAGAUUUCCUCACCUGGCUCGGGUACCUCAAUUCCCUCAUCAAUCCGCUAAUAUACACCAUCUUUAAUGAGGACUUUAAGAAGGCAUUUAAAAGACUUCUGCCCCUCUGCUGCAGUAAUAUCCUGUGAAACCGACUGGGAGGGAAGGAAAAAUAUGAGGGUUUUAAGGCACAGAACUUGCAAAUACAAUGACAAUCCUGUCAUAAUGUAAAUCACUGGACUUCUGCAAGAAUGACACAUCUUUCAGAGACAUUUCAUCAGUAUUUUGUUUAUAUAGUGCUUCGGGACAUGAGUGCAUGUAAAAAAAUGAAAAAAAAAAAAAAAACAGUCCAAUUGAAGAUUUAAGUAUUUUUGAAACUGAGGAUUUUAUAUUAAACUAAAAAUAUCUGGUGCACAGAUAUUAAGUAAAUCGACUCCACCAAGGGGGCAAAGUUUGGCUGGUUAGCAUGGUCCAGUUGCCCCUGCUGAUAUAUUGUAACUACAUCUGGAUCCCAAAAUUAUUUUUCUUCAUUAACAGCCAUUCCUAUGUUGCUGUGUAUACUGACAAAAUAAAUAUUUUGAAACAUA
Puntigrus tetrazona (Sumatra barb) is the source of this 2742-nucleotide messenger RNA. It is a transcript of the gene htr1fb, whose product is annotated as 5-hydroxytryptamine (serotonin) receptor 1Fb. Lineage: Eukaryota; Metazoa; Chordata; Actinopteri; Cypriniformes; Cyprinidae. Gene Ontology annotation, biological process: G protein-coupled receptor signaling pathway, coupled to cyclic nucleotide second messenger; chemical synaptic transmission. Gene Ontology annotation, molecular function: G protein-coupled serotonin receptor activity; neurotransmitter receptor activity. The coding region runs from base 1189 to 2304 and encodes 371 amino acids. The record is from RefSeq and is a predicted model, not a curated record. The transcript has 2 exons. Gene Ontology annotation, cellular component: dendrite; plasma membrane.